AUGAAGUUCCGGCCUUGCAUCGACAUCCACGCAGGCGUCGUCAAGCAGAUCGUGGGCUCAACGCUCUCCGACCGCCAGGACGCCGCCGGCCCUGUCACCAACUUCGUCUCGACUUUGAGCGCCGCGGAUUAUGCCACCAUGUACCAGCGCGACGGUCUGCGCGGCGGCCACAUCAUCAUGCUUGGCGCCAGCGAGGCCAAUGAGGCGGCGGCGAAGAGUGCACUGGCGGCCUUUCCGCACGGCAUGCAAGUGGGCGGUGGCAUCACGGCCGAGAAUGCGCGUAUGUACCUCGACGCAGGCGCGAGCCAUGUCAUCGUGACGUCGUACGUAUUCCGGAACGGCCACAUUGACAUGGCGCGACUUGCGCAACUUCGCGACGUCGCGGGCAAGGACCGAGUGGUCUUGGACUUGAGUUGCCGCAAGAAGGAAGAUGGCCGCUUCUAUAUCAUGACCGACCGCUGGCAAGUCUUUACCGAUGUCUUCCUGAGUGAAGAGCUUUUGCGUGAACUGGCGCAGUACUGCGACGAGUAUCUCGUGCAUGCGGUCGACGUCGAAGGCAAGCGCUGUGGUAUUCAGGAAGAGCUCGUUGACCUUCUCGGACGAUGGUCGCCAAUUCCCGUGACAUACGCGGGUGGUGCACGCUCGCUGGACGAUUUGGGUCUCGUCGAACGUCUCGGCCACAACAAGGUCGACUUGUCCAUUGGGAGUGCUCUGGACAUCUUUGGCGGAGACAUCCCGUACGCCACAGUCGUUGCGUCGUCGAAGCAGUAG
Messenger RNA from Saprolegnia parasitica CBS 223.65, 771 nucleotides. Its product is annotated as phosphoribosylformimino-5-aminoimidazole carboxamide ribotide isomerase. The record is from RefSeq and is a predicted model, not a curated record. Gene Ontology annotation, cellular component: cytoplasm. The transcript has 8 exons. The coding region runs from base 1 to 771 and encodes 256 amino acids. Gene Ontology annotation, molecular function: 1-(5-phosphoribosyl)-5-[(5-phosphoribosylamino)methylideneamino]imidazole-4-carboxamide isomerase activity. Gene Ontology annotation, biological process: L-histidine biosynthetic process; L-tryptophan biosynthetic process. Lineage: Eukaryota; Oomycota; Saprolegniomycetes; Saprolegniales; Saprolegniaceae.